This is a messenger RNA of Marmota monax (woodchuck), 6718 nucleotides long. RefSeq names its product FOS like 2, AP-1 transcription factor subunit (gene Fosl2). The transcript has 4 exons. Gene Ontology annotation, biological process: regulation of transcription by RNA polymerase II. Lineage: Eukaryota; Metazoa; Chordata; Mammalia; Rodentia; Sciuridae. Gene Ontology annotation, molecular function: RNA polymerase II cis-regulatory region sequence-specific DNA binding; DNA-binding transcription factor activity, RNA polymerase II-specific. Gene Ontology annotation, cellular component: nucleus. The record is from RefSeq and is a predicted model, not a curated record. Bases 1114 to 1977 code for a protein of 287 amino acids.
GCGCGGGAGGACCCCCGCGCUUCUCUUAACGCCCUGCCUCUCUCUCUCUUUUUUCCUUGCAUUUCUUCGCUUGGUGAGAAAAUACCUACGGGGCACAGUUGUAAGUUGUGGAUUUUUGUCCUGUCUGCCCCACCCACCCCACCACUUUUAUUUUUUAAACUGGAGCAGGGAAUGGGCUCGAAUAGUCAACAGAUCCUUCCCUUCUCACUGCCUCUUAUUCAGAAAAGCUCCUGUAAUUGCAGGUCUCCCCGAAGACUGCUACCUCCUUCCACCACCUCCCCCUUCCCCUCUUUUGGUGGUGUACGGACAAGGAAAUCUUUGCACCCACUAACCCCUCCCAACAGCCAAGUCCCUGAUCCUGCUGGAAAGCCCUCUUCCUCACUUCUGUUCUCCAUCAGUCUUAACUCAUUUCUGAAAAAGGCUGGGUAUUCAAAAAUACAGUUGGGCUCCUUCAAGUACUCCGGAGUGAGGGCGAGGGUUGCCUCUGGGAAUCAGGUGCGAAGGUCAGGAAGGAAGGGGCCGGCCUUGAUUGGCUUCUGCUGCUGCUUGUGUGCUCUGCGCGUUUCCUGUAAGGGUCGGGGCAGAAGCCUGUACUGCCUCUGAGGAGCUCCUUGAGGGUCUUGGGGUACCUGGUGCAAGGAGACCGGCAGAGAGAAGUGGGAGAAAGAGACAUCACUUGGGCUCCUGGGUGGUUCUGGAAGCAGAAAAACAACCUGCUUCUAAAGCAGCCAGACUGGUUUGCUCUGGAGGGAUUGUGCCUGUGUUUCUGUGCCUAUAAAUACCAGAGAGGUACUGGUGGGGUAUCUGCCCUGGGCAUCGGCUCCCCACCCCCUCAGUCUCUUUGAGCCUGCAGGGUCAACACCCAGGCUUUUCUCUGCAACCUGAAGCCCACCUUGGUCAGCGUCUGUGAAAUCUCUAGCCAAGUCGUUCACAGCAAGAGUUGCUCCAUAAAGUGGUGGCCUUGGCCUCUAGAAGCCCUCCAGGCAGCAGGGGCUGGGGUGGGCUUCCAGGGUGCACCCAGCUGGAGAAUGUAAUGGAAACUGGCUGUCUUUUGGAUCUGAAGAGGGACACCUAGUUCAAAGUGAAUCCUCAUACCUGAAGUUCCGGGUAGAUAUGCCUGGCUCGGGCAGUGCCUUCAUCCCCACCAUCAACGCCAUCACCACCAGCCAGGACCUGCAGUGGAUGGUGCAGCCCACAGUGAUCACCUCCAUGUCCAGCCCCUACCAGCGCUCGCACCCCUACAGCCCGCUGCCUGGCCUAGGCUCUGUCCCUGCGCACAUGGCCCUCCCAAGACCUGGCGUGAUCAAGACCAUUGGCACCACCGUGGGCCGCAGGAGGAGAGAUGAGCAGCUGUCUCCCGAGGAGGAGGAGAAGCGUCGGAUCCGGAGGGAGAGGAACAAACUGGCCGCUGCCAAGUGCCGGAACCGCCGCCGGGAGCUGACCGAGAAGCUGCAGGCGGAGACAGAGGAGCUGGAGGAGGAGAAGUCAGGCCUGCAGAAGGAGAUCGCUGAGCUACAGAAGGAAAAGGAGAAGCUGGAGUUCAUGUUGGUGGCCCACGGCCCUGUGUGCAAGAUCAGCCCUGAGGAGCGCCGAUCGCCUCCAGCCCCCGGGCUGCAGCCCAUGCGCAGUGGGGGCAGUGCGGUGGGCGCUGUGGUAGUGAAACAGGAGCCCUUAGAAGAGGACAGCCCCUCGUCCUCAUCAGCAGGGCUGGACAAGGCCCAGCGCUCCGUCAUCAAGCCCAUCAGCAUUGCCGGGGGCUUCUAUGGGGAGGAGCCUCUGCACACCCCCAUCGUGGUGACCUCCACGCCUGCCAUCACUCCGGGCACCUCGAACCUCGUCUUCACCUACCCCAGUGUCCUGGAGCAGGAGUCGCCCGCGUCACCCUCCGAGUCCUGCUCCAAGGCUCACCGCAGAAGCAGUAGCAGCGGGGACCAGUCGUCAGACUCCUUGAACUCCCCCACUCUGCUGGCUCUGUAACCUGUGCUCUCCUCCCCAGCUCUGGAGGGGUCCUCGGCACUGCCUCCUCCCAGGGACCAGCACCUUCAAGAGCUCCAGAGCCCUGAGGGCCAGAGGAAGCCCUGCCAGGGAGCUUCCGGGCUCUGGGGGACCCAGGUGGGACUUGGCAGUGAGGCUUUAGAAGACUCGGGUUGAUCCUUGUAAGCCAUGGGACCUCCUCCCUUGCUCGUCUUGCAGAGAGUUCUCCUCCUCGAAAGCCAAGGAGAGCUUGGUUUGGCAGACGGGACCUGUCUCUGGCUUCUGAAGAGCCUGGAGCUUCCCAGAUGGUCCUGCCCCUUUGUUACCUGUUGUCUCUGGAGUGAUGCUGUCCUCCCCACCCCACCAAGCAUGCUCAGUGCCUUUUGGUUCACCUUCCCUCGACGUGCCCCCUCCCUCCCACAGUGUCAGUCUCACUCCCUCUUGGUUUUUAUCAAAUUUGCCAUGACAUUUCAUCAGGGUGGUCUGGAUAUUAAAGCUCUUCAUUUCUGGAGGCAUGGCAGCAGGUGACUCUUCCACGGGGGCUGACUUGUCCAGAAGGGGACAAAGUGCAAUACAGAACCUUCCCUCCAGGGGUACUCCCCAGUGCACCACUGCCUCCAGACCUCUCAAGCAGGGGCCAACCUCACUGGGAGUCUUGAAAGAACUUUCCUCUGCACCCUCGGAGGUGGCUUGGGACGACCGGCCUGACCAGAAGAGGGGGUGUGAGACAGCCAGGGCACGGGCGGGGGGGGGGGGGGUUGCCAAACACCUAAUUAUCAGGCCAGGGGUAGUGCCGACAAAGCCACCUGGGUGUCCUAGCCAGCUUCCCUUCACCUGGUGUCUUGAGCAGGGUGUCUCCUGUAAUUACUGCCUCACCAUUCUGCCCCUGGACCCUUCUCUCCAGACCAGGGAGGCGUCCCUCCCAGGAACCACACAUCACUCCAAGGCCCUGCUGGGCUCCACCCUUCCCUGGCUCUCAGGGUGACGCCACCCACGGAGAUUUAAUGAGCGUGGGCCUGGACCCUCCCCAAGGGAGGCUCCUCUCCAAGCCUCAAAGGAUGGAAGAGCCAGGCAGGAAGGAGGAUGGGGGUGGUGUCUGCAGCAGCAGCUGCCACUGCCCCAGUGCCCAACCUUCCCUGCUGUGGCCCUGCAGCAUAGGCCCUGUCUGCCCUCUGUGGUCAUCUGCCAUCUGGUGGCUCCAGUGCUUUCUCUUUCAUGCUCCCCCUGCCCCAUCCCGGGGUGCUCUUCUGGCCCAAUUGACAAGCUGUGAGCAGCUGGCCCAUGAGCUUUUGCUUGGGGCUCGUGUGCCAUUUCUAGUUGUUGAAUCUUUCCAGCGGCUGAAAUUGGAGCUAGGAUGUGUUGCUUUCCACCGCAGGAGAGCUGCCCCCUCCCACGGGUCCCCUGGCCUCCACCCCUCUCAGCUUUUUCUCCCCAGAGCAUGUGACACAUGUCCUUGGGAAGCAGCUUCUGGUCAGAACUGGCCUCUGUGGAGCUGAUACUCUGAGGGAGUCUCACUGUUGGUGACUCAGCUCCAGAGAGAUCAGUGUCCAUCCAUUCAAAACGAUGUCAAUGCUACUUAAAUCCAGUGGCAGUUACAUUUCUGAGUCCGACUCUGGAGAGAGCAGGAACAGCUUUACAGACCGGUUCCUAUUAUACCUGAGGUCACAGGUGUUGGCCAUUAUUUAAUUCCACCCCCAACUCCCCCUUGAUGCCCUAGACACGCACGAUGGAAGAGACUUAGGCUGAAGAUACGCGGCCCAGCAGGACCAGAAGGAACGUGCACAGGGGUCAGCCACAGAGAGAGGAGAUGAAAAGGAUUUUGUUUAAACACUUUAAACGUGUUCUUUCCCAUGUUCCCUGGCAGUGACGCUGUGCUCUGGUUUCCCAGGGUCUUUGGGAAAGUGCUUCUAAGAAGAAAGGGCAGCGGUGUUUCUGGUCUUAGAUUAAUUAAUCAAAGAAGGAGGGCUAGCAGGCGAUGGCCGAGGAAGCUGGGUGCUCUCAGCUUGGAAAGGCUUUAUCAUCUCAACUCGUCUUGGGAGCCAAGUGGGAGCUUGUGCAUAUAGAUAUUUCUUAAAUGAAGCUGCUUUCUGGUCUUUUAUUUCUAAAAUCCCCUUUUGGCCCCAGUCUGUAUAGCAUGGACCCCAACACCGGUCAUGGUCUGUGACUUGGAGCCACGCUGGACGUUCCUGAGCCAGAGUUUGACUUCUGAUUUCAAGCUCUGCUGGCAUCGGAACCUGCAGGAGGCACAGCCCCAGGGACUUCAGAAGCCUAUGAGGUGUGACCUUCACGACUUUCUUGCUGUGUCUUAGGAGGUUGUUUGGCUUCCCCAAAGCCAGAGGUCUUUUGGGGAAGCCCGAACAUUCACUCCUGAGUCAUGAGCCUGUCCUAGGUUACUGCCUUCUGGCUUGCUCUCCAGGUUCACUCCUGCCCGCCACACACACGCACGCACUUGCUCUGGAACCACCAGACACCCAGCCUUUGCUCCCUCCGUGGCUCCAAACAAGGGGACAGCUGCAGCGGAGAUGCCUUUGUGCUCAGGAGAGGAACUGCUGGGCCUCCCCUUGUCUCCAGCCAGGAGGCAGCUGGUGUGGACCUGGGUGGGUCUGCAGGUGACUGGGAUGGCAUGUGGAGACACCCCUUGAGGGGCCAGUGUGAAACACACAGUCCUUGUGGCUGCCUGGUUGGCCUUUCUGGGAACGGUCCUGCCCCUGGCUGGGUUGAUGGGGACAGUUGCUGACCUAGGAAAGAGGAGAUGGUAGGUGAAGCUUAGGGAAUUGCUGGAGCCAACUCCAAGCUGAGAAGUCCCUGGGGAGGUUUUUCAGAAUGAGUGGAACGUUCUGUGUGGAGGCCAGGUGGGCCCGCUGAGGACAGUCGCACAGGCAUCUCAGAGCUGAGAGCCAUCAGAGCUGGCUGCUGCUUCUCUCUCCAGCUUUGGGGAGAGGAAUCUCCCUCUGCUCCUGAUGGACUCCAGUGGAAGUGGGAGACAACUCUGGAGCCUUGGGGGGUUUUCUCCAGACCCACAAUGCACCUUGCUAUCUCGCCACGUAACUUCCUUCCCUGAUCAGACAUCCCAGGCCCCUUUAGGGACAGAAAGAAUAAAUACCUACUAUGUGCCAGGCACUGUUAGGCACUUUUCUAUUUAUCCUCUUUGAAACGAGGGCAUCCCAUAUAAAGGGCCCCCAAAUGAUGGCUAAAAAGAAACAGUUGGAGGUGAGAAGUUUCCAAAGAACGAGUAAGAUCGGCUUCAGUCUGAUGUUUGUUCUCAAAGACCCACCCCCCAGAGCAUCUGCCCACCUCCAGACCCUCCUUCUCCUUGGCCUGUGCUCAUCUGCACCCCUCAGAUGUCUGGAGGGGUAACCGAGUCCCUGCAGAGUUGUGGGCCCAUAGAAUAUGUGCUGUGCAUAACUUUCUUUUCGAAACUUAGGUCAAGGGGUCUUACUGCAUUCUGCUUAUUGAUUCUUCUUGGCAUUCAUCUUAAAAGCCAGCAUCUCACUAUUUAUUGACAGGUUGUGGAGUGCGCGUGUGUGAGAGAGAGAGAGUGUGUGUGUGUGUGUGUGUGCACGCAUGUGUGCGUACAUAUUUCCAGGAGUGCCUGAGUCCUCCUGCAGCUAUUUAGAAGGAAACCCAGUCACCCCACUACUAAUUUGGCAUCUUCUCGUGCUUCUAGUGUCUUGGCCAUGCAUCAACAAAGCGUUUUAAUAGCUGACGACAUGUUCCGGAGGGGCUGAGUCAAAUUUUGACAGGGGUGGGGACAUGGAAAGGGAGGGGGAGAAGAAAUUGACACUUAUUUUAUUAUUUAUUUUAAAUGUUUACAUCUUCUUUGUGUUGUACUAAGCCUGAAUAGAAACGGAUAGCAUUAAAAUACUCAAUUCCUCUCUCUCUCUCUCUCUCUCUCCCUUUUUUUUUUAAACUUAGGAUAAUGAUGCUUUUUUGUUUCUAAAGUGAUUUGUGACUUGUGCUGUAUAAACUGUAUAAAAAGGUUCUGUUUUUAAAGAUGGAUUGUCAUUCCUCUGGGACAGUAGCUGCCAAGAAAUCUAUAUUGUAAGAGAACACAAUGAUAGAUCCAGCCCUGUCCCUCAAAAUUACUUUCUCUGUAUUAUUAAAAACCUAUUCCAUUUAUUUUACUUUGUGGUUACUUGAUUUUGAGGAGAAAAAUAUUCGACUGUGUAUAAAGAGUAGGUAUCAGGGUGUCUUUUUUUUUUUUUUUUUGCAGUGGGAGAUGUAUAUAUAGUAUUUUGGUAUUUAGUGGAAACUCAUGAGCUCUGUGCAUCUGUAUUUGAGAUAUGUCAAUGAGGUGGAGUGAAGUCUUCUACUAGACCCUGGAGGCAAACAAGUCGUACAAGGUUUUUGUCACUCUAUGGGGGAACUUAAUGACCUUUCUGGAUAUCUUUUUCUGUUUUUUCAGUAAUGGUGAAAUGGUCCCCAUUGGAGGAUCUCGUACAUUGACCUCUCUAGGCAGGACCCUGAACUCAAAAAAUCUUUGUAUAGUUUUGAAAAUUGAGGAGUAUCUGUGCUCUGAAGCAUCUCUGGUGUGUUCGUUGCUGUUGUUAUUUUGUCCUGUUGUCUUACUGUAUGUGACACAAGCCUACAGUAUUUGCACUAAAGAAAGCUUGUUAGAAAAAGCUUGCUGCUAUGGAAGAAAGAACAUAUUACAACUUUUUUUCCCUUGCGGUUAUUUUUUGUUGUUAGCUUUUCCACUUUCCGUUGAGUAGCAUUUUGUAGAAUAAAAUGAAUUAAGAUUGAA